Penicillium waksmanii is the source of this 2400-nucleotide messenger RNA. Its product is annotated as aconitate hydratase ACO2. Gene Ontology annotation, cellular component: cytosol; mitochondrion. The coding region runs from base 1 to 2400 and encodes 799 amino acids. Gene Ontology annotation, molecular function: aconitate hydratase activity; 4 iron, 4 sulfur cluster binding. Gene Ontology annotation, biological process: tricarboxylic acid cycle. NCBI's taxonomy places the organism in Eukaryota, Fungi, Ascomycota, Eurotiomycetes, Eurotiales, Aspergillaceae. The transcript is spliced from 2 exons. The record is from RefSeq and is a predicted model, not a curated record.
AUGGUGAGCCAGUUAUUAUGGCACAGGGCCGCGGCCUCUCGCGGGCUCGCCGCACGCCUGUCCCCGCAACAUCUCGCCCGAGGCUUGGCCACCGAGGCCUCCUCUUCACGCAUGCCGCCCUACCCUAAGAUUGUUCGCAACCUUGAACAAGUUCGCAAGGUCCUGGGCUCGGAACGCUCCCUCACUCUCGCCGAGAAGAUCCUCUACUCCCACUUGGCCAACCCUGAGGAGUCCCUGCUCACCGGCACCAACAAUGGCCGUGAUAUCCGGGGCCAGGCUAACCUGAAGCUGAAGCCCGAUCGUGUGGCCAUGCAGGAUGCCUCUGCUCAGAUGGCUCUUCUUCAGUUUAUGUCCUGCGGCCUUCCCUCUACUGCCGUUCCCGCCAGUAUUCACUGUGACCACAUGAUUGUUGGAGAGCGUGGUGCCGAUACCGAUCUGCCGGCUUCGAUCAAGGGCAAUGCCGAGGUUUUCGACUUCCUGGAGAGUGCGGCUAAGCGUUAUGGAAUCGAAUUCUGGCCCCCGGGUGCUGGUAUUAUUCAUCAGAGUGUUCUGGAGAACUAUGCCGCCCCUGGUCUGAUGAUGCUCGGAACCGACAGCCACACCCCCAAUGGUGGUGGUCUGGGUGCUAUCGCUAUCGGUGUCGGUGGUGCCGAUGCCGUCGAUGCGCUGGUUGAUGCCCCUUGGGAGCUGAAGGCCCCCAAGAUCCUUGGUGUGCGUCUGGAGGGCCAGCUUAGCGGCUGGGCUUCGCCUAAGGAUAUCAUCUUGUCCCUGGCUGGCAAGCUGACUGUCCGUGGUGGCACUGGCUUCAUCAUUGAGUACUUUGGUCCCGGUGUUGAAACCCUUAGCUGCACUGGUAUGGCCACCUGCUGUAACAUGGGUGCUGAGGUUGGCGCUACGACCUCGCUCUUCCCCUUCUCGCCUAACCACGUCCCCUACCUUGAGGCCACUCACCGUGGUCACGUUGCUAAGGCCGUGGCAGAGAUCGCUGGCUCUGGUCCUAAGAACCUGCUGCGAGCUGACACUGAGGCCCAGUACGACCAGGUUAUCACUAUCAACCUGUCUGAGCUAGAACCUCACAUUAACGGCCCUUUCACCCCCGAUUUCUCCGUUCCUCUGUCUAAGUUUGCCGAUACUGUGCGCGAGAAGCAGUGGCCUGAGACAUUCGGUGCCGGUCUUAUCGGUAGCUGCACCAACUCCUCCUACGAAGACAUGACCCGUGCGGAGCACCUGGUUAAGCAGGCGGAGGCUGCUGGCCUCAAGCCCAAGGCCGACUUCUUCAUCACCCCCGGUAGUGAGCAGAUCCGCGCCACUCUUGAGCGCGACCAGACUCUGUCCACCUUCUCCGAGGCUGGUGGUGUCGUUCUUGCUAACGCCUGCGGUCCCUGUAUUGGUCAGUGGACCCGUACCGAUGAGACGCCCAAGGGUGAGGACAACGCCAUUUUCACUUCUUACAACCGUAACUUCCCCGGUCGUAACGAUGGCAACCGCCGUACCAUGAACUUCCUGGCUUCGCCUGAGCUCGUCACCGCGCUCGCCUACUCUGGCAGCACUACUUUCAACCCCAUGACCGAUUCCCUGCCCACCCCCAGUGGUGAGAACUUCAAGUUCCAGCCUCCUCAGGGCUCGCACCUCCCCAGUGCUGGUUUCGAGGCCGGUAACCCCGACUUCCAGCCUACCGCUGCCAUUCCCGAUGCCAGCGUUUCCGUCGCCGUCUCCCCUACCUCGGAUCGUCUGGCUCUCCUCGAGCCCUUCGCUCCUUUCCCCAAGGGUGACCUGAGCGGCCUGCAGGUCCUGUACAAGGUCAAGGGCCAGUGCACCACUGACACUAUCUCUGCCGCCGGUCCUUGGCUCAAGUACAAGGGUCACCUGCCCAACAUCUCCGCCAACACUCUGAUCGGUGCCGUCAAUGCUGCGACUGGCGAAACCAACGUCGCUUAUGAUGAGAACGGAGCUCAGUUCGGUAUCCCCGAGCUUGCUGAGCAAUGGAAGGCCAAGGGUCUCGAGUGGCUCGUUGUCGCCGAGGAUAACUACGGCGAGGGCUCUGCCCGUGAGCACGCUGCCCUGCAGCCUCGCUACCUGGGUGGCCGCGUCAUUGUGACCAAGAGCUUUGCUCGUAUCCACGAGACCAACCUCAAGAAGCAGGGUGUUGUCCCCCUGACCUUUGCCAACCGCGAGGACUACGACCGCAUUGAGGCCUGUGACAGCGUCGACACUGUCGGUCUCUACGACACCCUUCAGGCCGGUGGCCAGGGUGAGGUCCAGCUCCGCGUGACCAAGCGCAAGACUGGCGAGACCUUCAUGGUUCCCGUCAACCACACCCUGAGCAAGGACCAGUCCAGGUUUAUCCUUGCUGGUAGUGCGCUGAACCUGCUGGCCGCCAAGGCUAAUGCCACCAAAUAA